AUGGGGAAGAUGGCGGCUGCGGUGGCUUCAUUAGCCACGCUGGCGACAGAACCCAGAGAGGAUGCUUUCCGGAAGCUUUUCCGUUUCUACCGGCAGAGCCGGCCGGGGACAGCGGACCUGGGAGCGGUCAUCGACUUCUCAGAGGCGCAUGUGGCUCGGAGCCCAAAGUCCGGCGUGCCCAAGGUGGUCAGAUUCCCUCUGAAUGUGUCCUCAGUGACUGAGCAUGAUACCUGUAGGGUAGGACUUCAGCCUGUGAGCAAGUGGCAGGCCUAUGGACUCGAAGGCUAUCCCGGAUUUAUUUUUAUUCCAAAUCCCUUCCUUCCGGGAUGCCAGUGGCACUGGGUGAAACAGUGCCUCAAGUUGUACUCCCAGAAACCUAAUGUGUGUAACCUGGACAAGCACGUGACUAAAGAAGAGACCCAAGGGCUGUGGGAGCAGAGCAAAGAGUUCCUAAGGUCUAAAGGAGUGAAUAAGCGGAGACCCCGAAGUUUACUAGAGAGACUGCGCUGGGUCACCCUGGGCUACCAUUAUAACUGGGACAGUAAGAAAUACUCAGCAGAUCAUUAUACACCUUUCCCUUCUGACCUGGCUUUCCUCUCAGAGCAAGUCGCCACUGCCUGUGGAUUUCAGGAUUUCCGAGCAGAAGCCGGCAUCCUGAAUUACUACCGCCUAGACUCCACACUGGGAAUACAUGUGGACAGAUCUGAACUAGAUCAUUCCAAACCCUUGCUGUCCUUCAGUUUUGGACAGUCUGCCAUCUUUCUUCUGGGUGGCCUCAAGAGAGAUGAAGCCCCCACGGCCAUGUUUAUGCACAGUGGUGACAUCAUGGUAAUGUCAGGUUUCAGCCGUCUGUUAAAUCAUGCAGUCCCUCGAGUCCUUCCACAUCCUGAUGGGGAGUGCCUUCCUCACUGCCUAGAGACACCUCUCCCAGCUGUCCUCCCGAGCAAUUCACUGGUGGAGCCCUGUUCUGUGGAGGAUUGGCAGGUGUGUGCCACCUACUUGAAAACUGCUCGAGUUAAUAUGACUGUUCGUCAAGUCCUGGCCAAAGGCCAGGACUUUCCUUCAGAACCCAUGGAGGAGACAAGAAGAGACAUUGCUGCAGAUGGUUUGUGCCAUCUGCAUGACCAGAAUAGCCCAGUAAAACGGAAAAGGUUAGAUCUCUACAGCUAAAACCUAGGGGCUAGAUUCUCUUACUCAGCAAGGCUUUUGUUGCCACACAAGGGCAGGAAGAAGUCAUCUAUCAUGCUGCUGCCUUGGGCCCAUCUUAGAGCGUAUACUGAGGAGAGUAUCCUACCCGUCCAGUUCUGAGCUCUUAGGAGGAGGAGUGUGUGGUUGUCAUACCGUAUUGGUAUAAUGAUCCACACAGACGUAAGCAUCAGGAGGGCGGAAGAAGUGAGUUCAUAUGUCUGUGCUGAGUCAACCCCUCAAAGGAAGUAGUGUUUUUCUCCCAGCACUAUGUGAUCUCCCAGCCACCAAAGUACCUAACUCCUCCUAGUCAUCAAAUUCUUCGGCUCUUUGCUGUGCUCACAGAGGAAUCUUAAGCAGAUGAAGACAAUGGAAUUCAAGUGUUCCUUAGGAGCCACAGUUGCCACUUAAUUGCUAGAGCACAUGCCUGCCAUGCACUAGGCCCUGGGUUCAGUAUCCAGUACCACAUAAGUCAGGUGUAGUGUAAGCCUGUUUCCUAUGUACUCCAAGAGUAGAGGGUCAGAUGUUCAAGGUCAUCCUGCAUCUCUAGACUACCUGGUAGGUUUUUAAUUUGUUUUAAAUGACUAAAAGUCUCUAGAGUGUUUUGUUAGUUCUUUCUCCAUGAAUAAACUUACUCUUUUCAAUUAAAGAUCUGUAUCUUUGAGGGUUGGUGUAUCAGGGAUUCACUUUUCCUCAUGUGUUAUUGUUCACGCUAUUGAAGUCUCCAGCUGUUUUUCCCCUAAGUAUUAUGCUGUGCAGGAAGAAUGUUCCUUGACCGUCUGGUCACUGAUGUCAAAAAUCCGAUGUCAUCUCCA
Molecule: messenger RNA, 2000 nt
Organism: Grammomys surdaster
Lineage: Eukaryota; Metazoa; Chordata; Mammalia; Rodentia; Muridae
Gene: Alkbh1
Product: alkB homolog 1, histone H2A dioxygenase
Exons: 6
Coding region: 1-1170 (389 amino acids)
Biological process (GO): oxidative RNA demethylation
Cellular component (GO): cytoplasm; nucleus
Molecular function (GO): oxidative RNA demethylase activity; broad specificity oxidative DNA demethylase activity; ferrous iron binding
Source: RefSeq, a predicted model, not a curated record